AUGAAUAAAAAUAAUAAUAAUAAUAGUGUAACAAUAGAUUUAGAAUGUUCAGAACAUAAAAAGGUGUUUGAAUAUAUAUGUUUAAAGUGCAAUCAAUUAUUUUGUUAUAGAUGUGCCAAUGAUCAUACAAAGUCACAUGAAAAACACCACUGUGAUCAUGCAGAUGAUAUCAAAUCACUUUUAAAUAAAAUAAAUAAAGAUAGUAGUAAAAAUAAUAAAGAUAACAUCAGUAAUAAUAAUAGCAAUAAAGACAAUUAUAUUCAAACACAUAUCGAUAGUUUAUGGAUAAAGAUUAAAAGUUCAUCUCAUGAAAUUGAAUCACUCUCACAAAACAUAGACACAAUCAGCAAUCACUUUCAACAACUUCAUCAAUAUCUAAUUGUCGAAGAACAUAAACUAAAGAAACCAAUCAUUAAUGUUAUCGAUGAAUUAAGAGAUGAAAUCAAUCAACAUCUUGAUCAAUUGAAAUCGAUUAUCAACAUUGUCGAUCUUUAUCAACAUCAUUAUAAUCAACAACAACAACAACAACAAGCAAAUAAUGAUAAUAGUAGUUUAGAAUAUAUUGGCAAUGAUGAUGAUAUUACAGUUCAAUAUUCAAUAGAAUCAAUGAUUAAAAGUAUUCAAUCAUCACAAACAAUCAUUGAAUUUAUCGAUAAUAACAAUAAAACUAUCUUUAAUCAACAUAAUAACAAUAAUAAUAUGAUAAACUAUUAUAAGGAUAAUAUUGAUAAUAUAGAUUCAAUCAUUUUAUUGUUAAUUAAUAAUCACAAUCAUAAAUUUCAAUCAAAGUUAAACAACAUUUCAAACAAUAAUACAUCGAAAAUAAUUAUAACAAAUCGAUAUUAUAACUAUUUAUUAUCAACAAACUUUAAAGAAGAUGAAAUCAAUUUAUUCAAUCAAUUAAUACAACAAUCAAUAAAUGUAUCAUUUAAAACUCAAGAAUCAACUUCAACCUAUAUUUUUAAAAAAGAUAAAAUCAAAGAUCCAAAACUAUGUAUCCCUCGGUCGUUAGAUGGACAACUCUAUUAUUUUUUUAAAUUUGUAAUUGUUGGUGAUUCAAAUGUUGGAAAGUCUGUAAUGUUGUCUAGAUUGACAAAUGAUAAAUUCGAUCGAUCCAUUCAACAAACAAUCGGUGUAAAUUUCGAAAGUUUAGCAAUCGAGCAUGAAUCACUCAAAUAUAAACUACAAAUAUGGGAUACUUCUGGCCUCCUUAAAUUUAGAACUAUUACAUCCUCAUACUUUAAAGAUACAGCUACUAUUUUUAUUAUAUAUGAUGUCACUAACGAAACAUCUUUUAAAAAUGUAAGAGAAUGGAUAACAUUUGUAAACAAAUAUAAUGAAGAUGCUUUCAAAAUUAUUGUUGGCAAUAAAAGUGAUCAUCCAAAAAGAUUGAUUCAAUAUCAACAAGGCAGACAAUUGGCUGACGAAUUAGGAUUAGAUUUUUUUGAAACAUCAGCAAAGACUGGUCAAGGUCUUAAUGAUGCAUUCAUCAGUAUCGUUGAUAGAUUGAAACACUCUAUUCUUGAUCAGAAUGGUGACUACGUUUAUGUCAACGGUCUAAAGAAAACUAACAACAAUAACAAUAAAGAUAAGAGUAAUCAUACCAAAUCACUACGAGUGUUAGAAGAUAUAACUAUAAAUAGAUUCAUUGUAAGAGAUUAA
Heterostelium album PN500 is the source of this 1662-nucleotide messenger RNA. RefSeq names its product Rab family GTPase. The transcript has 4 exons. Gene Ontology annotation, molecular function: GTPase activity; GTP binding. The record is from RefSeq and is a predicted model, not a curated record. Lineage: Eukaryota; Evosea; Eumycetozoa; Acytosteliales; Acytosteliaceae. Bases 1 to 1662 code for a protein of 553 amino acids.